Molecule: messenger RNA, 1632 nt
Organism: Triticum aestivum (bread wheat)
Lineage: Eukaryota; Viridiplantae; Streptophyta; Magnoliopsida; Poales; Poaceae
Product: 4-hydroxyphenylacetaldehyde oxime monooxygenase
Exons: 3
Coding region: 1-1536 (511 amino acids)
Molecular function (GO): iron ion binding; heme binding; monooxygenase activity
Source: RefSeq, a predicted model, not a curated record
AUGGCCAUCUCACUCGCCUCGGAGCUCCUCUCCCUGCCGCAACAAUGGCAGCUCAUCCUCCUCCCCCUCCUCCUCAUCCUCCUCGCACUCAUCUUCUUGACGAGGAGACGGGGCUACAAAGGGCUCAGGCUGCCGCCAGGCCCAGCCCAGGUGCCGAUCUUGGGGAACCUGCACCAGCUAGGCUUGCUGCCGCACCGGAGCUUAAGGGGUCUGGCGCGGCAGCAUGGGCCGGUGAUGCAGCUGCAGCUCGGCACGGUGACGACCGUUGUGGUGUCGUCAGCAGAGGCAGCGCGGGAGGUGAUGAAGACGCACGAUGAGGAUUGUUGCACCCGGCCCGUGUCCCCAGGGAUGAAACGGCUGUCCUACGGCCUCAACAACGUCGGGUUCGCGCCGUACGGCGCCUACUGGCACGCGAUGCGCAAGUUCCUCGUCGUUGAACUCUUUGGCGCGCGCCACGUCAAGGCCGCAUGGCACGCACGCCAGCACCAGGUGGAGAAACUGAUGAGCACCUUGAGCAUCUUGGCCGGAGAGCCGGUACCGCUCAAGGAGCACAUCUUCAGCCUUGCCGACGGCAUCAUCGGCAUGCUGGGGUUUGGCGACAUGUACAACAGUGACAAGUUCCCACACCACAAGAACUUGGAGCACGUGCUCGAGGAGGCCACACACGCGCAGGCCAGCUUCUCCGCUGAGGACUACUUCCCCAACAUCAUUGGACGCCUAGUCGACCGAAUCACCGGCCUCGCCGCUCGCCGUGAGAGGAUCUUCAAGCAGCUUGAUACCUUCUUCGAGAUCAUCAUUGAGCAGCAUCUUGGCCCUCGGCGCGUCGAGCCUCAUAAUGGUGACCUCGUCGACCGCCUUAUCGGCCUUUGGAAGGACAAUAGUGGCACCCUCCGCAUCACGAGAGACCACGUCAAGGGCAUCAUCUUUGGCACGUUCAUUGGUGGAUCGGACACGGCCUCGGUGACGAUCCUAUGGGCGAUGGCGGAGCUGAUCCGGAAGCCGCCACUGCUGAAGAAAGUGCAAGAUGAGAUCAGGGCCGUGGUGGGCAGCAACGAGAGGGUGCAGCCAGAUGACCUGGCCAAGCUGGGGUACCUCAAGAUGGUGGUGAAGGAGACCCUACGGCUGCACCCACCAGCGACGAUGUUGCUGCCAAGGGAGGCCAUGCGGGACAUCCAGAUUGGCGGCUACGACGUGCCAGCCAAGACGCGGAUCUAUGUGAACGCGUGGGCCAUUGGCAGGGACCCAACAAGCUGGCCUGAUGAUCCGGAGGAGUUCAAGCCAGAGAGGUUCAAGGAGAGCAAGGUAGACUUCAAGGGUGCACAUUUUGAGCUAACGCCAUUUGGCGCGGGGCGGCGGAUAUGCCCUGCGCUGUCUAUGAGCACGGCUACCGUGGAGUUCACGCUGGCCAACCUGUUGUACUGUUUUGACUGGGCGCUCCCAAAGGGGGCCGUACUGAGCAUGGAGGAGGAAGGCAAGCUUAUCCCCCUCCUCAAGACCCCGCUCGUGUUGGUGCCCACCCCAUACUGGAACAUGUAAGCACAGUGGGGCGUGACAUGACACACCCGAGAGAGAUCCACUCCAAAUUAAUUUGCCCCCAUGUAUGGAGUAAACAUGCAUGUAAUCUUGUAACUA